Messenger RNA from Trypanosoma cruzi, 2157 nucleotides. RefSeq names its product trans-sialidase, putative. Bases 1 to 2157 code for a protein of 718 amino acids. The record is from RefSeq and is a predicted model, not a curated record. The transcript has a single exon. Gene Ontology annotation, cellular component: intracellular membrane-bounded organelle; membrane; cytoplasm. Lineage: Eukaryota; Euglenozoa; Kinetoplastea; Trypanosomatida; Trypanosomatidae. Gene Ontology annotation, biological process: ganglioside catabolic process; oligosaccharide catabolic process. Gene Ontology annotation, molecular function: exo-alpha-sialidase activity.
AUGCUCUCACGUGUUGUUGCUGUAAUGGCACCCCGCACACACAACCGUCGCCGCGUGACCGGAUCCAGCGGAAGGAGGAGGGAAGGAAGAGUGAGUGAGCCACAGAGACCCAACAUGUCCCGGCGUGUGUUUGAUUCCACGGUGCUGCUCCUCCUCGUUGUGAUGAUGUGCUGUGGCACUGGUUUGGCUGCACCCGCUGAGGACAGCAAUUCAGGGGAUGUGCGGCUGCCGCAACGGGUCGGUCUCUUUUGGCCGAGGAAGACGUCGGUGCUGCCGAAAGAGGGGGCGGGCCCGGGUGAUGUGAGGGAUGCAUUUGUCUCACCCUCUAUUGUUAUUGCUGGUGGAGUGAUGAUUGCAUUUGCUGGGGGUGAGAAGAGGCAUAAUGAUCCCGCGCAUCCAUCCGAGCGUUAUGGAUCUGUUGAUAUUGUUGCGGGGUACCUCAACGCUACGGAGCCGUGGCCGUCCAUGGUCGCCUAUAUCACCUCCAGUAAGUGGCAUGCACAAACCGUUUUUGCCAGAGAAGCCGUAAAGGAUAGGUUGAGCGUUGCGAUUCUACCCACGUCACUUUCCAAUGGCAAGAAUCUUUUCCUCCUUGUGGGAAGCUAUUAUUUUGUUUUUGAUUCAACUGCGCAGCAUUGGGUUGAUGUUGGCUGGGAUAUUCAUUUGGUUAAGGGUGAGGCCACGCCGUCCACGGAAGAAGAGCCGAGUAAAGGGAUCCAAUGGGGCACACCUCAAUCUUUGUUGGGGCUGAUCAGCGCACGUACUGAAAAACUUGGCCUGUACAAGUUUUUUGGUGCUGGUGGCUCAGGCAUUGUGCUGGAGAGGGGCUGGCUUGUGUUUCCCCUGACGGCGUUCAAAGGCGAAGGAAAAACCGUCUUCAUUAUUUAUUCAAAGAAUGACGGCCGCAGCUGGGACGUCGCCACAGGCACGCCUCCUGGGUCCUGCUUUGGCCCUCUUAUUGCCGAAUGGGAGGAAAAAAUUCUCAUGAUCAUUGAAUGUGCGGAUGGCCGCAAAGUGUUUCAGUCAAGUGACGUGGGGGAUACAUGGACGGAGGUUCCCGGGGUACUGUCACGCUUGUGGACCAGCGAGCCAAACCCUCGGGGGCUAAAUUUUGCGUUGGGAGAUCUCAUCACUCUGAACUCUGGCAUAAGGAGUGUCAUGCUGUACACUCAGAAAGGGUUUCCCCAGGGGGAAGACAAAGCCAAUGCGCUCUACCUUUGGGUCACGGAUAAUAACCGCACGUGUCCUGUUGGCCCAAUUUCUAUGGAUGAUGAUAGGGAGAGGACGGUUGCCAACAGACUGCAGCACUCAAAUAAUAUGCUGUAUCUUCUGCAUGAGAAAAGAGAUCAAAUUACUGGUGGCAUUUUUCUUUCCCCACUGAAGGAGGAGCUCGACACAAUCAAUUCCGUUGUGAGUAUUUGGGCACUGAUGGACACUUUUUUUUCCGGGUUGUCUAUACCCACGGAUGGGCUGGUGGCAUUUUUGUCCGAUUCAGCCACUCCUGGUGUGUGGAUCGACAUGUACCGCUGCGUGAAUGCAGAAGUAAAAGGUGCGGAAAAAGUCGACUAUGGGUUUAAGUUCCCGGGGUCUGGGUCCAAGGGGAUAUGGCCCGUGAACAGGAAGAAAUUGAACAGGCAGUACACCUUUGUGGAUUACAGCUUUUCUUUUGUGGCGACGGUGGUCAUCGCGGAGACGCCCGCGGGCAGUAUCAAAAGCACUCCUCUGGUGGGUGCAAGCCUGGAGGACCCUGCAGGCACGAAUUUCAUUGGGCUGUCUUGCACCGCGGAGGGGAAGUGGGAGACGGUGUUCAACGGCGUGAAAAUGACAUCGAGCAGCGCAUGUGAGCCGGGGAAAGAACACCAGGUGGCGAUUAUGCUGCAGGACAACAGGGGACUUGUGUGUGUGGAUGACGAGAUUGUGGGGAGCUCAGAGACGAUGCCAACAAUUGAAAGGCGGGGGACGGAAAUAUCGGAGUUCUACUUUGGGGGCGGUGAUGGAGGCAUCAGCGUGACAGUGAUGAACGUUUUACUGUACAACCGCCCACUGAGUUUUGCCGAACUGCGAAUGAUCAGUAAAACCGACACCUCGAUGCGUGGGAGUAUGCCUUGGCCGCUGCUGCUGUUGCUGGGGCUGUGCGGCAUUGUGGCCCUUUACUGA